GAAUGCUGAUGCCUCAUACUAUUAUCUCGUCGAUCAAGUUUCUCGGCCACAAUUAGAGAAGGCGUUUCGUCGAUCGAUUCAUCUCUUUCCAUCUUCCAAUCUCUUUACCGAGAUGGGUUACGAUAACGAUCCGUAUAUGGAUGAGGACGGUGAGCCUUUGAUGGAUCCUGACGCGGCCUCGGAUAGGGAGGUGUCGCCGGAGCUGGCUCUCCCUAUCGACGAUGAUGACGAGGACGAAGGCGAUUGGGGACGGCGGGACCGUUCGCCGACGCCGGUGAUGAAUUCUAUGGGCGAUUACAAGAGCGGAAAGCCAAAGAAGAGGCUGGUGAAGAGGGGUAGGGAAAGCUCGCCGGGUCGGAUCGGAAGCUCCAAACCGGCGUUUGAUGAAGAGGGGUUGGACGAUUGGGAGGACGAAGAUACUUCGUCUCAGAAGAAGAUGAAAGACACUCCAUCUCUGAAAGAGGGCAAAGGAGGGAUCUUGAAGAAGAACAAGGGAAAACUGUCCUCAUCUAAAGGAGACAGUUUUGCUGGGCAGGGAUCAAAAUCGGGGUUUAAGGGCUAUGGUGCGGGUUCAAGGGGCGGGGAAGCUGAUCCAGAGGAAGAGGAGGAAAUGUGGAAAACUAUAGCUGGUGGAGAUUCAGAGGAUGAUCAAGAAGGCAUGAGAACGAUGGAUGAUGACAACUUCAUCGAUGAUAGUGGUCUGGAUCCUGCAGAUCGUUAUGGAAGUGAUAAUGAGCAUUCUGCUGGGAAUGCACCCCAGGCUGAAGAGGGUGAAGAAGAUGAAAUCAAACAGCUUUUUAAGGGCGGAAAGAAAAAGAAGAAAAAUGAGAAAUCACCAGCUGAAAUUGCUUUGAUAGUUGAGAAUCUUAUGGCUGAGUUAGAAGUUACAGCUGAAGAAGAUGCAGAGUUGAACAGACAAAAUAAACCAGCCAUUAACAAACUGAGAAAGCUCCCAUUGCUUAUUGAAGUAUUGUCAAAAAAAAAGCUUCAGCAAGAAUUUCUUGAUCAUGGGGUACUAACUCUACUCAAGAAUUGGCUUGAACCGCUACCUGAUGGCUGUUUGCCUAACAUGAACAUUCGGUCUGCAAUACUAAGGCUUCUUUCUGAUUUGCCAAUUGAUUUGGAGCAAUUUGACAGGAGAGAACAACUAAAAAAGAGUGGUCUUGGAAAGGUGAUUAUGUUUCUGUCAAAGUCAGAUGAGGAGACAACGGCGAAUAGAAAACUUGCUAAAGAAUUAGUUGAUAAAUGGAGUCGACCAAUAUUUAACAAGAGUACUAGAUUUGAGGAUAUGAGAAGGAUUGACGAUGACAGGGUUCCAUAUAGAAGGCCUCCAUCUCAAAAGCAAGUUGCUAAAUCUACUGGCAUCCAGUCUCGGGAUGAUGAUCUUGAUUUGGCUGAAUUUUCACAAGGGAGAAAACCUGGUAGCUCAGCUUCUCGGCAGCAUGCUUCUAGGCCUGAAGCAAUGCCUCUGGAUUUUGUUGUCCGCCCUCAGUCUAAGAUUGACCCUGAAGAAGUCAGGGCAAGAGCAAAACAAAUUGUUCAAGAUCAGCGAAGAAUAAAUAUGACCAAGAAGUUGCAGAAAUUAAAGGCGCCAAAAAAGAAGCAACUACAAGCAUCAAAACUCAGCGUUGAGGGCCGAGGCAUGGUCAAAUACCUCUAACCAUUAUCAGGAAUCAUUUGAUUGCAUCAAGUAUUUCAAUAUUAAGAGAAGAUAAUGCACUUUUUCCUGAGGUCACAUGGAGUUUAUGAAUAAGCAAUUGAUAUUGCGCAAGGAAUAUCCAUCUUUCUCAUAAAAAGAUCAUCAAACCUAUUCUGCAUUGAUUCCAUUACCUGGAUCUUGUCUUAUGACCUACAUUUCAGCCAACUGAACUGGUGUUCGAUCUUUAUAGUGUAGCAUCGAACCAGAUGCAUUGCUCUGUGCAAUUUGAGCGAGAACAAUACUAAGCGAUGGAGAUGUGUUACUCUUAAUUAUAUGUGCAUGAAACAUAAAUUUGUGUGCCUUGUUCCAUGAUCUGACUGCUGCUAUACAAUUCGAUUUGAAACAAAUUUUUAAGUCAAGGUUCCUAACAAUAA
Messenger RNA from Zingiber officinale, 2073 nucleotides. Its product is annotated as protein IWS1 homolog 1-like. Gene Ontology annotation, biological process: brassinosteroid mediated signaling pathway; regulation of DNA-templated transcription elongation. The record is from RefSeq and is a predicted model, not a curated record. The coding region runs from base 113 to 1660 and encodes 515 amino acids. NCBI's taxonomy places the organism in Eukaryota, Viridiplantae, Streptophyta, Magnoliopsida, Zingiberales, Zingiberaceae. The transcript is spliced from 12 exons.